Colossoma macropomum (tambaqui) is the source of this 1510-nucleotide messenger RNA. RefSeq names its product gastrula zinc finger protein XlCGF49.1-like. The coding region runs from base 209 to 1027 and encodes 272 amino acids. Gene Ontology annotation, cellular component: nucleus. The transcript has 2 exons. Gene Ontology annotation, biological process: regulation of transcription by RNA polymerase II. NCBI's taxonomy places the organism in Eukaryota, Metazoa, Chordata, Actinopteri, Characiformes, Serrasalmidae. Gene Ontology annotation, molecular function: DNA-binding transcription activator activity, RNA polymerase II-specific; RNA polymerase II cis-regulatory region sequence-specific DNA binding. The record is from RefSeq and is a predicted model, not a curated record.
UUGUGUUGUGGUCAGUAGACCACGCCUCCGCGCUCAUACAGUGAGUAAUAUAGAGGAUCAGAAACAAGAGCUGAACUGUUGAAGAAAUGAACGAUGUCCUGUUUCAAGUCUUCUCCUGCACUUUCCUACCCAGCUUAAAUGUGCUUCCAUAAACACAUCAGGACAUUCCACUAAGAGGAAUGUUAAGCUGUCGAAGCAGGUGAUAUAAAUGAAUAUGGCGUCUAGAGAAUCUUUAAGUUUUCAGCAAACAUCAUCUGGUACCCUCCACAUGAACACAUCACAUAGACAAACACAGAAACGCAGCAAGGAGAGAACUCACUAUUGCUUAGAGUGUGGAAAGAGUUUUUCUCAACAGUCUCAUCUCAAAAUACACCAGCGCUUUCACACCGGAGAGAGGCCCUAUCACUGCUCAGUGUGUGGAAAGAGUUUUACUGUACAGAGUAAUUACCAACAACACCACCGCAUUCACACAGGAGAGAAGCCGUAUCACUGCUUAGAGUGUGGAAAGAGUUUUAGUCGUCAGAGUAAUCUCCAAGAGCACCAGCGCAUUCACGCUGGGGAGAAGCCAUAUCAGUGCUUUGAGUGUGGAAAGAGUUUUAAUCGUCACAGUCAUCUCCAAAAACACCAGCGCAUUCACACAGGAGAGAAGCCGUAUCACUGCUCAGAAUGUGGGAAGAGUUUUAGUCAUCAGAGUCAUCUUCAACAACACCAGCGCAUUCACACAGGAGAGAAGCCGUAUCACUGUUCAGUGUGUGGGAAGAGUUUUAAUCAACAGGGUCAUCUCCAGGAACACCAGCGCAUUCACACAGGAGAGAAGCCGUAUUACUGCUCAGAUUGUGGGAAGAGUUUUAAUCGACAAAGUAGUUUUCAAGAACACCAGCGCAUUCACACAGGAGAGAAGCCUUAUUACUGCUCAGAGUGUGGGAAGAGUUUCAGGCAUUCAAAAACUAUGACAAAACACAAGUGCACUAAGAGCAUGGUGGAACUGGGCAGUAAUGAGUGUAACCUUAACACAUUCCAGGAGUAAAGGUCUCCAGAGAAUGGUGCUUCCAGCCCAGAUUUCAAAUUGUUUUUAGGGAAAAACCACAUGUUGUUUAACCCUAUUUCUAAAACAUGAGCAUAAAAUAAAAUAUUAUAGCGUCCUCCAUGGGUUCUGUAUUUCAAAGGAAGCUCAAGGGGCGUGGCAUGCAAUAUAACACCUGCACACGCCCCACUUCUUGUUGAAAAAUGGAUAUUUUGUUGUCGUUGUUAUUAAUGUUGUUUGUUAGUUGAUGAUGUAUUCAUGUAUUGGCUGUGUUUCAUUGUGUUCUGUUGUGGGUUACUUAGUGUGAUUCAGUGUUCACCAUCAGUGAGUGUUGUAUGACUUUUGUUGACCUUCCCUGCUAUUUUCCCUGUGAGUGUACAGUUAUUUUAGAAAUCUAAAAGAGCAUAGUUUCCUCUGUUAGAGUUAAAAGCAGUUUUCCUCUCUUGUAUUCUGUGUGCCAAGAAUAAAGCUUUGGUAUGAAUAUGA